CUCUUAUAAUUACAGAGUCCGUUGCUCAAUUAUACAGCAAUACUUAAAGGCUAAAGUUUAGAUAUUUGUUCAGGCUUCUGGCGCGCUUCCUAAAGGGGUCCUUUAACAGCCACGGUUAACGUUACGUCAAAACAACCAUGGUUACGACCCAUGUGAACAUGUGGGACAACUUUAAACUCCUGUGAUGUCACUUUACGUUAUUGUUUCACGCUGUUACAACUUUCCUGUUCUGACUUUUAGGAACAUGCUUUCUACCUGAUUGUUUUUAAAGACGCGUGGAAACAUGAGCUCUGAGGCGUGCCCAUUCUGUGGGAAGACGUACAAACGGUUGACGAGUCACCUGCCGCAUUGCAAGGCAGCGGCAGCGAGCUCCAGAACACCUCCGACAAAACGGGAUGUCGCGGCGAUUCAGACGUCGACGUCUUCUCGGCCGGUCGCGGCCUCGUGCGAACCGGCAGCAAAGUCCACGCGGACACUGCCGGCGACGUUAAGUCCACAAUCGAAGAAGAGUCGCAAGAAGUCUGCGGUAUCGUCGGCAGCGACACAGCCGGCAUCCCUCGCACCGUUAACGAAGAAGAGGACCGCCGACGUACCCUCCUCGAUCACCGGUUCCCUCGCAUCCGCCCCAUCGCCACCUCUGUCCCCCGCCCCCCCGAAGCCCAAAAAGCAGAGUCUCCGUGCUUUGAUAGAAGCUGCGAAGUCUGAACCGGUUUCUAAGGGAUCACUGGCGGGAUCUGGAUCUGCCUCAAGCGACCCGCCUUCAGGUUCGGCUCCGUUUGUGGCAGAUCCUCUUCGGUCCAGAGCCACAGCUGAGACGGGCACCCACAGGGAUCGAGACUCGGGAGAAGAUGACGCCCUCCUUGCCUUUCUGGCCACGGACCCCAAACGCAAAGACGCUUAAAAGGCGUCAAAGACGAAGAAGGCCGCACAGUCGCUUCCCCCAACCACAGAUGCCCCUCGCUCGCUGGACGCCCAAGUCCGUGAGAGUAGCGCACGAGCCCAAGUGAGAGAAAACUUCCGGGCGGAGGACGACGAGCAAGUUGAGGAUUUAUCCGUGAAUAAUCUGCACUCGUCGGGAAGCGGGCGCCAGGCCCGGGUUACCCUCCAGGAUGUGAAAGCCGCGUUGGGCCGAGCUAACGUCGCCCGGCAGCCCGGCAGGCCGAGCCUCCUGAACCAGAUUGAAACCGCCGACGAGAUCGGCUCAGUUCCUCUCUCAACGGGGCGCCUGGUACCAACUCAAACGGUGUCAGACCAGCUGCCCUGCUCCGGUUUACAACACGCGGAGCUACGAUCGGUCACGAGGAACACUUUGAUGUCCAGACAAGGGUCCCUAAUCCCCCGGCACCAUCCCGAACUCACCUCCCCGGCAGCUCCGCCCCCCUCUGGCCAGCUCUCGUCUCAGGUGAGCAAAGCCACGCCUCCUCUACGUCCCGUCGCCGCGAACGAGGGGCUCGAGGUGACGGGACUCCUCCCGAUAUCGCCAUCGCGACCAGCGUUCUCCAGCCCUCUGCCGGCAGCGAGGCUGGAGACGCGGACAGCUGGUGACGGCUGGACGUCGCAGCUCGAGGCCAGGAAACUAAACGCUGCUGACAAAGGAGCGACGGGUGCUCUGACACAGAGGAGUCUUGGACAGGUGAGACUGAGGGAGUUGCCCGAGUGGCUGGUCAGCAAAACCCCCCGCCGCCCAGGAGAGGUGGUGGGAAUGGUGCAAAGAGGCUGGCAGUGGUAUUACAAGAGGUAUAUCGAUGUGAAGAAAGGUGGUGCAGGUGGGCUGGUCAUGCUGUUAGCAGGGUACUGUGUGCUCGGCUACAUCUGGAAGUACCCUCAUCUGAAGCGUGAUCGCUGGAGGAAGUACCACUGAUGUCGAGGGGAAGGUGUUUCGGACAAGCGUGACUCUGUGUGAGGAAAUCGCAGCUGUGACAUGGCGAGGCUUCGGGACUCGAAGGCAUCUGUUCUCGCCGUACCAUCGACGAUGAAUCCAAACAGUUGCACGGGAUUUAUGUUUGAGAUGUGGAGACUUGGUGGUCGACCCACUCUGUUUUCUUCUACAACCGUAGUAUGAAGCUCCAGCGAGCUGCUGGUUCACUUAGCGGAGCAUCAAGACUGAAGCUCGCCUUUCUCUGUUCAUCGUAAAACUUAAUUAAUCUACCAGCACUUCAAUUAAAUCUCUUAUUUGUUUAUCCCAUGGAAAUAAAAUUAGGGGAGUAUGGUAUUUAUCAUUCUAUUUAACUCCUCACCAGAAAGUGAAUAAGCAAAUUUCCCAAAAUGUUGAACUUGUUGUGAUUCUGAUACCAGCAGUUUCACCCUCAACUGAUUAGCACCUGCAUACGGCAUCUGAGUUGCCUGCACUGUUGUUUAUAUAUUACCCUUUUUUAUUUAUGUAUGUACUUAUUUGUGUUUAUCUAAGUUGUUAAACUUGGUUUUAUUUUCCUCUUAUUUAAGUUUGAAAAGGGAAAAUGUCCACAGUAUAAUUUAAAGACUUUUUAUUGGAUGUUAUUCCCCAGAGCUCCACUAGGGGUCAAUGUUGUGUUACCAAAACCAAAAGGGCUGGGCAGGCAAACGUUUGCUUUGCAUAGUUUUCUUAGCUCCUUUGUGUAGAGGCAUUAGUGCUGGCGUCAAUGGAAGGAUUAAAGAGAACCAAGAGAUGUUCAACUUGAUUAAAAUCUUUACUCUGGCAGUCCAGAUGGAGAGGAACAUGAAAAUCAAAAUAUCCUUAACUUCAGGAUCCGUUCAAAGAUCUUAUCUGUGUAGCAGAGGGUUUCAAAUCUGUUUUUCUUUUGCAAAUGCUUCCCCUGUCACAUGGGGUUGUUAUGCAUGCUGAGCCCGUCGGCUGCCAGUAAGCGAACACUCGGCGAAUAGUAAUGAUGGGACGCUGAAGGAGGUUCUCAUCAGGACACCAGUCUGUUAUCGUAUUCAAAAUGAGUUUAUUGUUGACUCUCCUUGCCGCUGUAGUGAAUAAACAUUAGCUACAAAUGAAGAAAUUACACCUUUGUCAUUGUUCCUAACAGUUUUUCAUGAUGUCGCAUUCUUAGCCAACACAAUAAAAAAUAAUUUCCAUUUC
This is a messenger RNA of Pseudoliparis swirei, 3061 nucleotides long. RefSeq lists its product as uncharacterized. Gene Ontology annotation, biological process: proton motive force-driven mitochondrial ATP synthesis. Gene Ontology annotation, molecular function: proton-transporting ATP synthase activity, rotational mechanism. The record is from RefSeq and is a predicted model, not a curated record. NCBI's taxonomy places the organism in Eukaryota, Metazoa, Chordata, Actinopteri, Perciformes, Liparidae.